Molecule: messenger RNA, 912 nt
Organism: Fusarium pseudograminearum CS3096
Lineage: Eukaryota; Fungi; Ascomycota; Sordariomycetes; Hypocreales; Nectriaceae
Exons: 4
Coding region: 1-912 (303 amino acids)
Biological process (GO): carbohydrate metabolic process
Molecular function (GO): hydrolase activity, acting on carbon-nitrogen (but not peptide) bonds
Source: RefSeq, a predicted model, not a curated record
AUGCCUAAACGCAUCCUCUGCUCGUACGGUGUCGACGUUGAUGCAGUUGCUGGAUGGCUGGGCUCAUACGGAGGCGAGGACUCUCCCAGUGACAUUUCUCGUGGUCUAUUUGCUGGAACUCAUGGAACUCGUCGCAUGCUCAAGUUGUUCGAUAAAUACAAUAUCAAGGCAACCUGGUUUAUUCCUGGACAUAGCCUUGAGACCUUCCCAGAAGAAUGUGCUAUGGUACGCGAUGCAGGUCAUGAAAUUGGCCUUCAUGGCUACUCGCAUGAGAACCCGUCAGAUAUGACGCUAGAGCAACAGCGUGAUGUCUUGGAUAAAACACAUAAGAUGCUAACUGACUUCUGUGGAAAACCACCCCGUGGAAUCGUCGCUCCAUGGUGGGAAACUAGCCGAGAGGGUGUCGAUCUGAUGCUUAGCUACGGCAUCGAAUAUGACCACUCAAUGUCUCAUGAUGACUGUCACAUGUACUGGCUGAGGACUGGGGAUAGUUGGACCAAUAUUGACUAUAAACAAAAGGCAGAGACCUGGAUGAAACCAUUAGUUAAGGGUCGAGAAACAGGUCUCGUUGAGAUCCCUGCAAACUGUCUUCCUCCCAUGAUGUUCAUCAAGAACAGCCCUAAUAGCCACGGCUGGGUCAACUCACGAGACGUUGAGGAUCUAUGGAGAGAUCAUUUUGACUACUUCUACCGGGAAGAGGCAGAUGAUCCCGAUAACAUUUGUGUUUUCCCCAUCACAUGUCAUCCCGACGUUUCAGGCCGACCACACGUUCUUUUGAUGCAUGAGAGAUUGAUUGAGUACAUCAACAAGCACGAAGGUGUUGAGUGGGUGACGAUGGAGCAGAUGUGUGACGAGUUCAAGAAGAAGAACCAGCCGCCCGAGGGUGCUUUACUGCCAAAGGUUCAAAGUUAG